AUGAAUGCGCUUCUAUCCAUAUUUUCGCCGCUCAAAGAGACGGUCAACUCGCGGAAUGGCCGGGCUCUUGACCGCCUCGCGGGCAUCGCCACACCACACAAGCGCGCGGGGCGCAUGCCGAGGAAAUCGGUGUCGUUUGACAUGACUCCCAAGGCGCAUCUCAAGCACUCGCCGCCCCAUCUGGGUCGCACACCGCUGGUGCGGAAGCGACGCGAGCCACCCACUCAACUCGACGCGGACGAGGAACCCGAAGAUGACAACCACACGGAUAGUGGCCCGGAGCCCGAGCCGACAGGCGUGGACAAGUCUAUCACGGAGAUUGCGGGUCCUUCCGAACCCGAAGUCGAACCCUCAGAGCCUACAGAGCCCGUCGACGAAGCGACCCAUCCCGCCGCCGCCGACAACUUGGUCGACGCCACGGAUAGCGAAUUUGGCUUUACGGCGUUUGUCGACCACAAGUGGGACGGCGACGCCAUGAAGAUCCAGGUCGAGUGGGACGGGGGGCAGCGCACGUGGGAGCCCGAGGCGAUGCUGCACGACGACGCGCCGGCGGCGCUGCUCGAGUACUGGCGGCGGCAGCCGGGUGGGCGACCCGACAACCCGCGGCAGCCGGGGCUGUACGAGAUCCACGCCAUCCGAAAGCACAGUCGCGACCGCAAGCGGCUGUUUGUCGAAUGGGUCGGGUACGGGCCCGCGGAGAACACGUGGGAGCCUCGGGCAGUCGUGGCUGACGCGGCGCCGGAGAUUCUGAGUAGCUACUUUGAUAGCUUGCCGCGGCCGAAGCGGCGUCGCGUGCGGUAG
Molecule: messenger RNA, 801 nt
Organism: Cordyceps fumosorosea ARSEF 2679
Lineage: Eukaryota; Fungi; Ascomycota; Sordariomycetes; Hypocreales; Cordycipitaceae
Product: Chromo domain protein
Exons: 2
Coding region: 1-801 (266 amino acids)
Source: RefSeq, a predicted model, not a curated record